Messenger RNA from Tachyglossus aculeatus (Australian echidna), 1206 nucleotides. RefSeq names its product VPS37C subunit of ESCRT-I (gene VPS37C). Gene Ontology annotation, biological process: ubiquitin-dependent protein catabolic process via the multivesicular body sorting pathway; protein targeting to membrane; protein targeting to vacuole. The record is from RefSeq and is a predicted model, not a curated record. Lineage: Eukaryota; Metazoa; Chordata; Mammalia; Monotremata; Tachyglossidae. Gene Ontology annotation, cellular component: ESCRT I complex.
GGGGUUGCCGGGAGGCGGUGGCGGCGGCGGUUGAGUCAGGGUUUUGGGAAAGAUGGAGUCACUGAAAGACCGAACGGUAGAGGAGCUCCAGAAGAUACAGGAAGAUCCGGAGGAGAUCGAACGACUAGCCCUGGAGUCCCCUGAGGUCCAGGACUUGCAGCUGGAGCGGGAGAUGGCCCUGGCCACCAACCGGAGCCUGGCCGAGCAGAACCUCAAGUUCCAGUCGCCCCUGGAGCUCGGCCGCUCGGAUCUCUCGGACAAGUACCAAGAGCUCCAGAGGCUCGUGGAGCGGUGCCAGGAGCAGAAGGCAAAGCUGGAAAGAUUCUCAGCCUCACUCCAGCCAGGGACCCUGUUGGACCUUCUGCAGGUGGAGGGCUUGAAAAUAGAAGAGGAUUCCGAGGCUAUGGCGGAGAAGUUCCUGGAGGGUGAGGUGCCUUUGGACACUUUCCUCGAGAGCUUUUCCACCAUGAGAAGGCUGUCCCACCUCCGUCGGGUCCGAGUCGAGAAGCUCCAGGAGGUGAUGAGGAAGCCCAAGGCUUUGCCGGAAGUGGGCGGAGACGGCUCGCCCCGGCAACCUCCGUAUCCCACGGGCCAGACGGUGCCAGCCCGGGCCGCGGAAGACCCUCCGCCGCCUUCGGCUGUGACUCCUUUCCCUCUGCCCUACAGCCCUUCCCCCAGCGCUCCCGUGGGGCCCUCGGCCCAAGGAGCUCUCCAGCCAGGAUCUUUCCCCGGCAGCUCCCAGCCCUCCUAUCCUUAUAGCGGGCCUUCUGGCCCGGGGUAUCCUCCAGCCCAGCAGGGAGGGGCUGCUAUGAGCUACCCCUGGUCCCCUCAUAAAACCCCACCCUCCGGCCCGGGGUAUCCCCAACAGCCCCCUGCAGGCCCCCCGUCUGGCCCGGGGUACCCUUUACCCGGCGGGGGGCCCCCCAGGCCUGGCUAUCCCCCGUCCUCCCCUUAUUUCCCGGCUGGAGGCAGACCUCCCUGUCCUUAUCCGGUCCAGUCCCCGUUUCCUAGUUUUCCAGGACAGCCCCAGCCUUCCGGCCCCCCCCGUCCCCCUUAUCCUCAGGGCCCCACUCCUCCCUUUGGGUAUCCCCCGUCUCAGGGUCCCAUCUGGCCCGGAUAUUAGAGCCAGCCCCUGGCACGCCCGCCCUCCCCGAGGCCGUGGCCCAGUUCCUUGCCGAUUCCCGAGACGUCAGGACCGGGACGUUA